Aegilops tauschii subsp. strangulata is the source of this 2467-nucleotide messenger RNA. Its product is annotated as vacuolar protein-sorting-associated protein 33 homolog. Lineage: Eukaryota; Viridiplantae; Streptophyta; Magnoliopsida; Poales; Poaceae. The record is from RefSeq and is a predicted model, not a curated record. Gene Ontology annotation, biological process: vesicle-mediated transport.
UCCAAAAGAAAAGAAAAAAGAAAGAGAAAAACGCACGCCGCCCGGCUUUCAUUCGCCCGCUCGUCUGCCCCUCCGACGCCGGAGCUCCGCGCUCCUGCCCGCCGGCCGCUCUCCGCCCCUCUGCAGGUCCUCCACCACCCGUCCCGUCCCUUCCUUACUCUCCUCCCUCGAGGCCCCGUCCCCGUCCCGCCUUCUCCUCCUCGGCGCCGUCGACUCCACGACCCCAGCUCGCGGCCGUCCGCGAAGGCGACGACCGGCAGCAGCGGCCCGAAUCGAGGGGCGAGGGCCCUCUCAGGUGUUGAGUGGGCCAAAUGGCACAGAUUCCAAACCUCGAUAACGCCGCGCUCAAUCUUACUGCCCUGAGGGAGCAGUCACAGAAGGAACUUCUCAGCAUAAUCAAGAGUAUUAGGGGGAAGAAGUGUCUGGUCAUUGAUCCGAAGCUUGCGGGUACCCUCUCGCUGAUCCUGCAGACCUCGGCGCUAAAGGAAUAUGGCACGGAGCUGCGGAUCCUCUCUGCUGACCCUCUGCAGACGGAAUGCCCCAAAGUGGUGUAUCUUGUUCGCUCCCAGUUGAACUUCAUGAAAUUUGUGGCUAAUCAAAUUAAGAAUGACGAAUCCAAAGGGCUCCAGAGGGAAUACCACCUCUAUUUUGUACCACGCCGUAUAGUUGCCUGUGAGAAGAUUCUGGAGGAAGAGAAAGUUCAUCAAAAGUUGACAAUCGGAGAAUAUCCCUUGUAUCUAGUUCCUUUGGACGAGGAUGUCCUUUCUUUGGAGCUUGACUAUUCCUUGCAGGAAUGCCUUAUUGAAGGAGAUACAAGUUCUGUCUGGCAUGUUGCAAAAGCUAUCCAUAAGUUAGAGUUUGCCUUCGGGGUUAUCCCCAAUAUUAGAGCCAAGGGUGUAGCAUCAACCAAAGCUGCAGAAUUGCUGAACCAUAUGCAACUCGAAGACCCGGUCAGCAUGGAUAAUAUGGGGAUUCCAGAGAUAGACACCGUUAUCUUGCUAGAUAGAGAGGUGGAUAUGGUGACACCAAUGUGCUCUCAGCUAACGUAUGAAGGUCUAUUAGACGAGAUGUUGGAAAUUCAUAAUGGAUCUGUGGAAGUUGACGCCAGCAUUAUGGGUGCUCAACAAGAUGGAAAAAAGGUCAAGGUUCCACUCAAUUCAAGUGAUAAGUUGUACAAGGAGAUUCGAGACCUCAACUUGCAUGUUGUAGUUCAGGUCGUCCGCCAAAAGGCAACGUCUAUUCAGCAAGAUUAUGCAGAAGUAAAAUCAACGAAUACACAGUCGGUUUCUGAGCUGAAGGAUUUUGUGAAGAGGUUACACUCGCUACCGGAGAUAGCUAGGCAUGUUAACUUGGCACAACAUUUGCAAUCAUUUGCGGCAAAACCCGCAUUUCAUGCCCGAGUAGAGAUUGAGCAAAUAAUACUGGAGGCGCAGACCUAUGAAACGUGUUACGAGUACAUUGAGGAGAUUAUACAGAAGCAAGAGCCUAUUGAAACUGUACUUCGCCUUCUAGUGUUAUUUUCCCUUACAAAUGGUGGGUUGCCGAAGAAGAAUUUUGACUACUUGAGGCGGGAAAUACUGCACAGUUAUGGCUUUGAGCACAUGCCUUUGUUAUACAAUCUGGAAAAAGCUGGCCUUGUUAAAAGGCAGGAAUCGAGGACUAAUUGGCCUGUUAUUAGCAGAGCUCUCCAGCUUAUAGUUGAUAUAAAGGAUCCUGAAAACCCUGAUGAUAUAGCAUACAUCUUUGCUGGAUAUGCACCUCUUAGUAUUCGCCUGGUUCAGCAUGCAGUAAGGUCUGGAUGGCGAUCUAUUGAAGAACUGUUGAAAUUAUUGCCAGGUCCUCAUAUGGAUUUGAAAAGAGGUGUCUCGACCAUUAGUUCAUCAGAAUUACUACCAGGUUCUGGGUCACAACAGAGUACCGACAGGGUUGGUCAUCGCUCCCUGGUUCUGGUUGUAUUUAUUGGUGGUGUAACAUCUGCUGAGAUUGCUGCGCUUCGAUUUCUUAGUGCACAGGAAGGAAUGGGCUAUGACUUCCUGGUUGCAACAACAAAGGUUAUCACUGGCAACACAUUACUGAGACCAAUUAUAGCCAGCAGCAAAGAGGGAAUGAUUUAGUUGUCUUUUCUGUGCACACCCCUUUUUGAUUGUACAAAGCAGCAGCGCACACCCGAGCCCAAGAUGGGAUUUUCCUUGGUUCAGUUCUAGGCCACUUCUAUUCUGCCACCAGAAAUGCUAUUGCUUGCGCUCUUGCGUUCAUCAGUCUUGGUUUUCUCGUCAGAUAGCGCAUGUACAUCGAUAUCUCCUGUACAGACACAGCCGCGUUAGUUCCUUCCUUGCUGCUGGAUGGAAGUUCAGCAUUAUGUUUUUUCAUGUAUAUUCUCGAAAUACACACCUUCAUUUCUAACUCUGUUCUGCUUUCACCUUGUACAUCACGACGGGUAUGUUUAGUUCUUUUUUCUGUGCGGCAA